This is a messenger RNA of Fusarium verticillioides 7600, 1906 nucleotides long. RefSeq lists its product as hypothetical. The record is from RefSeq and is a predicted model, not a curated record. Gene Ontology annotation, cellular component: cytoplasm; nucleus. Lineage: Eukaryota; Fungi; Ascomycota; Sordariomycetes; Hypocreales; Nectriaceae. The transcript has a single exon. Gene Ontology annotation, biological process: mRNA pseudouridine synthesis; tRNA pseudouridine synthesis. Gene Ontology annotation, molecular function: pseudouridine synthase activity; RNA binding. Bases 42 to 1847 code for a protein of 601 amino acids.
GGUCUGCAUAUAAUCGCCCAAAAUUGGAACCCACCAACUUCAUGAGACCCUUUAGCCGUUGUCUUGGGCGUCAAACUUCGCUCGAAGGUAUAGCCAGCCGAGCCAAAACUCCAAAGGUCUCGCAAUCUAAACCUCAAUUGAAAAAAUCAUCAAGUGGUGAAUCUCCAAAACUUCCUGUUCAGCCUCAAGGCACCAAGCACCUCGCCAUGUCUGCAGAGUCGAAUUAUCAGUCAUGGACCAAAAACGGCCUCAUUCAGAAAGUCAAGGAACUCGAGGCUGAACUCAGAAAUCGGCCUGCUCCAGAGCCAAAACCUGUACCUGAGAUCCAGCCUGAAAAUGAAGAGGGAGAUGAAGCCAAGAAGACAAAACCAAAGGGAAAGAGAAAGAUGGAUCCCAGCAAAUAUUCUACACGAUUUAUCGCCUUGAAACUUGCGUAUCUAGGCAAGAAUUACGGUGGCUUUGAGUUCCAAGCAAUGGCCAACGCUCCAUCAAUCGAGGAGGAACUAUGGAAUGCUCUCACAAAAGCAUGCCUCAUCUUUCCUGAAGAUGAACGAAUUGUCGAUUUUGACUGCUGCGAAUAUUCAAAGUGUGGUCGCACAGAUAAAGGAGUCAGCGCCUUUGGUCAAGUCAUCGGCCUUCGAGUUCGAAGUAACAGACCCUUGCCUAAAGAGCAAAGGCGUCUAAGUGAAGCAGGCGAGGCAAUGGUCGUUGACGAAAAGCUGGGAGAGAAUGCAGAAGAGGAACCUGUAGAGGAUACACCACCUUUCGAUGAUAUCAAAGAUGAGCUUCAAUAUCCUCGACUACUUAACCGUGUUCUACCCCCUGAUAUUCGCAUCCUCGCCUGGUGCCCCUCUCCGCCACCAGACUUCUCUGCUCGUUUCUCAUGCCGCGAGCGUCAAUACCGAUAUUUCUUUACACAACCUGCUUUCACUCCUGAACCCAGUGCUCGUGGUGCAAGGAACGGCUGGCUCGACAUCGAGGCGAUGCGCGAGGCUGCUAAGCGAUACGAAGGAGAGCAUGAUUUCCGCAACUUUUGCAAGAUCGACCCUGGAAAGCAGAUCACAAACUUUGUUCGCACAAUUUACGAGGCUGAAAUCGAAGAGGUCAAGGACGUCAGCUCAGCUUUGCCAUAUGUUUCUGGAUCCACGUAUGUCCCUGCAGGAGGCUUGCCCAGUGACGGUACUGUGUACCCCAAGGUGUACUCGUUCAACGUUCGAGGGUCUGCUUUCUUGUGGCACCAGAUUCGUCACAUGGUUGCUGUACUCUUCCUUGCAGGUCAGAAGUUGGAGGCGCCUGACGUUGUGACGACUCUGCUCGACGUUAAAGCCAACCCCUGCAAGCCUAACUAUGUCAUGGCAGACGAAGUGCCUCUAGUGCUCUGGGACUGCAUCUUCCCUGGUACAGAUUCUACCCCGGUCGAUCCCGCGGCCAAGAAGACCGAUGGCCUUGACUGGGUGUAUCUUGCAGAUGAUCCUGCGCUCAGCAAGCCUGGCCCCUUUGGUGUCAUGGAUGGUAUGUGGGCGUAUUGGCGGGAGCGCAAAUUGGAUGAGUUGCUCUCGAACCAAUUAUUGCAAAUGGUAUCUACACAGCGCAGCAAAGAUCCCUCGAGGCAUGUCACUCGCCCUGAGCCCUCGGGCAAGCAGGCGAACAGUGUAGUUGUCUACGAGGGUGGUAACGGUGGCCGUAUGGGUGGCCGCUACGUGCCCUUGCUGCAAAAGGUUAAGCUGCAGUCUCCUGAAGAGCAAAAUGAGAGAUAUGCUAUAAGAAAGGGGUAUACUAGCUCAGAAGAUAUGCGAAACCAGAAGGGUAUUGGAAAGCGAAAGGCAGAUGAGGCCAUGGAUGAGUAGACAUCGCAUGAUGCGUUUCAGGAUAUAAAUAAAUAAAGAAUUAAAUCAUAUCAUCGUAU